AUGCUGCCUCAGGGCUUCUCUGGGAUCGCUCGUCCUUUGCUGAGCAGAGCUGCUGGGCAGAGAGCCGCCUGGGCCCUCGGGGGCUUCUUCGGGAGAGCUGUGGGCAGCCCCGCUCCUGCCAGCCCGCAUCCCGGGAGAGGCUUCCGUGGCACCCCCAGGCUCCAGGAUGCCCCUGGGGACACUGGUUCUGCAGACAGAGUAACAAUUAAUUUUAUAAAUCGGGAUGGAGAGAAAUUCUCAGCCACAGCUAAAGAAGGGGAAAGCUUGCUGGAGGUGGUGGUGAAUCAGAACCUCAGCAUCGAUGGCUUUGGGGCCUGUGAGGGGGCCCUGGCGUGCUCCACGUGCCACCUCAUCUUCGAUGACAGGGCCUUCCAGCAACUGGACCCCGUCACGCCUGAGGAGCUGGACAUGCUGGACCUGGCCUACGGCCUGACAGACACGUCUCGUCUUGGCUGCCAGGUGCGCGUAAAGAAGUGGAUGGAUGGCCUGACAGCCCAGGUCCCCGUGGAGGUCUCUGACAUCAGGAAAGAACUGGAAGUGGAGAAGCAGAGCAAACAGUAGCCGGCAGGGGCUCCACUAAACGCCCUUCCUCGGCGGAUACCCACCA
Messenger RNA from Gekko japonicus, 607 nucleotides. RefSeq names its product adrenodoxin, mitochondrial-like. The record is from RefSeq and is a predicted model, not a curated record. Gene Ontology annotation, biological process: P450-containing electron transport chain; positive regulation of oxidoreductase activity. NCBI's taxonomy places the organism in Eukaryota, Metazoa, Chordata, Lepidosauria, Squamata, Gekkonidae. Gene Ontology annotation, cellular component: mitochondrion. Gene Ontology annotation, molecular function: 2 iron, 2 sulfur cluster binding. The coding region runs from base 1 to 561 and encodes 186 amino acids. The transcript is spliced from 4 exons.